AUGGCCGAGCCCGUGGCCCAGAUGACUAUUCCUCGCUUGGAGCUCCGCGCCGCCCUGCUGGCUGCUAAGCUUCUGCGCUCGACGGCCGAAGAACUAGCAGUUCCGAUUGAGCGCUGUCACGCCUGGUGCGACUCGCAAACUGUGCUGCACUGGGUUCGCUCCGAUCAGCCAACCAACAACGCCCUCGUUGACAACUACGUGGCCCAGAUACAGGACACGCUACCCCCGAGCGCCUGGCGGUACGUGCCGUCGCAGUCCAAUCCAGCCGACGUGACCACUCGAAGCGCGGACAUGUCCGGUCUCAGACAACAACUCCUGUGGUGGGACGGUACGCCGUGGCUCGCUGACAACGACCGAGCUUGGCCCCAGGAAGCACUUCAAGAGGUGACACCCUUGCCGUUGGCCUGCUACGCCACCCAUCUGGCUGAGCCUAGCAUACUUGAACGAUAUUCCAAGCUUCACACUCUACUCGUCGUUCUCGUGCGCACUCGUCGGUGGGUCCGGCGCCAGUUGCGUCACCCACCUGUCCUGCCGGUGCUCUCACCACUGACCCCCGCCGAGCUUCAAGAUGCCUUCCUGGCCUGCGUCCGUUUGAGCCAAUCGGAAACGUUCGGCGAAGAGCGCGCGCGUUUGCAGAGCGGUAAGCGAUUGCCAAAAGGAAACCCCUUGACUUCUCUUGCGGCUUUCCUCGACACCAACGGCGUUCUGCGCGUCGGCGGGCGGCUGGGUUUCUCCUCGCUACCUUACGAAGAGCGGCAUCCACUGAUCCUUAGCGGAGCCUCAUCGCUCGCCUCGCUGGUCCUUUCUUGGGCCCAUACUCGAGCUCUUCACGGCGGAUACAAGGUCACUAGCGCCUACGCGGCCCAGCGUGCAUGGAUUCUCGGUGGCCCACGCAGAAUCAAGGCUUAA
Copidosoma floridanum is the source of this 909-nucleotide messenger RNA. RefSeq lists its product as uncharacterized. The record is from RefSeq and is a predicted model, not a curated record. NCBI's taxonomy places the organism in Eukaryota, Metazoa, Arthropoda, Insecta, Hymenoptera, Encyrtidae.